Molecule: messenger RNA, 1836 nt
Organism: Puccinia graminis f. sp. tritici CRL 75-36-700-3
Lineage: Eukaryota; Fungi; Basidiomycota; Pucciniomycetes; Pucciniales; Pucciniaceae
Exons: 1
Coding region: 1-1836 (611 amino acids)
Source: RefSeq, a predicted model, not a curated record
AUGGCUGAGCUUUUCGCUUUUGUCAAGGCACUAGAGGACGACUGGCAUGCAGUCAUGAGGGGAGUCUCGAUUGAGUACGGCUCCAAGAACAAGACUCAACACGACCUUGCAAUCUCAAUUGGCUGGCAGAAGCCACCAAAGAGGAACCCAGCUAACCGCAAGAAAGCCGAUCAGAACGAUGGACGAGCUCCUGACACAACCGCGACAUUGCUUCCUAAGAAUGUGGGUGGUCGGCCAAGGAACUCUCCAAACCUAAACAAGGAUCCGUUCUCAACGUACAUCUCUUACUCGGCAUCCCAAGAUUCGGCCAAGAAAAACCGCUGCUGGAUGGCUGCAGCACUUGAAAGCCUAUACGCACUGUUCAAUCCACUCUGGCUUCGUGGGACCAACGGGCUCAAAGCAGACAUCUUCACCACCCUGAUCAAGCAUUUCAACUCACGAACGACCUGGGAAUUGACUCAAUCGGGACACAUCCGGACCUUCUUGUCAAUCGGGCAGAACUCCUUGCAAACCGCGGCAAACAAAUUAUCCCCUGGUAGUUUUAACCCAGGGGUCUUUUGUUCAUGUGAUCUGUUCAUUGAUUUGCUCAUUGAUCCAACAUUCAGGAAACAAUCAAAAUCAAUGUACCCACCUCGAGAGCUAUUUACUGUUACCGAGGUCCGCACAGCAACCUGUCAAGAUCGUCCGUCGUUUGAUCAGCCCCAUCCUCGUGGGAUCCGGGACAUAACACUCUUGCGUAUUCAGAAAGAAACUUUUAACGCUGCAAAUAUCGAACCCUCUUCAAUUCAAGCAAUAAUUUCGAGAUGGACGACUGACGGCAUUGUCACAGUUUCAGGUUUAUGCUGCCAGGCCUGCCCUUCAACUCAGAAGACUGACAAGCGUCACCACCUCAUUGAAAAGUCGGUCUUAACGAUCGAGAACGAACCCCCCCAGCACUUGUACUUGUUGGUGCAAGUAUCGACGAUCAUUGAUCAAAUGGCUCAGCAAACCUUCAUGGCCGGACUGGAUUUCCCCUUCAAGUUGGAUUUCCAUGGGGUUUCUUACACUCUCUUUUCUCGCGGGUUCUGGAACGGGGUCCAUUAUUGGGCAAAGAUGCUCAAGAACGUUGGCGGCAUCUCAGGGGUAUGGAUGCACGACGAUCGAGAGAAUGGAGGGAUUGCUCGGCUGAUCAGUUCAGACCAUAGCACUAUCGCUGGACAGGCCCGGCACACAAGCUGGGUGUUUUACUCGCGAGCUUGGAUUCCAAGUGAGGAGGCAUUUGUGGUUGAAAGCAUUGCGAGGAUCUCUCGGGACAACGAUGGAGCUCAAGGUUUGAUGCCGUUUGUCCAUCUGGGCAUGCUCCUCAACAUCUCACCAAUCAAACUGGGUCCGAGCGAUGAAAAUUUACAUACGUUGGCUUCAGUUGAUACACAAGUACCUCAGCUUAAAAGAAUGGACUCGGAUGUUGCAGAGCUUGCCUCUGCUCCAAUGAUUUUUGACUCUUCAGCGGCUCAAACACAAACCUUAGCGAGCACAACUACUCAAACCCAACCGUUGGCUAGCACUACAUCGGGAGGAGACCAACUUGGCGAUCGUAAGAAAAAAGCUUCCGGAGAGUUUAAGAUCCGAUUGAAAUUCAUGAAGACUACCGACCCGCAACUGAUGAGUGGCAAUGCUCCAAAGAUUGAAGAGCAGGACAAGGCAACUAAAGUUGAGGAUCAAGCGUCACAGAUUGGGAGGAAGACGAACGAGAAGAAUGUUGGGCCAGCAAAAAAAUUGAACGGCCCAAAAACUAAAACGAUCAAGCCCAAACGGGCGGGCACUCGAGCAAGUACCCGCAAAGCUCAGCAGGAUUGA